Labeo rohita (rohu) is the source of this 9897-nucleotide messenger RNA. RefSeq names its product transcription activation suppressor family member 2 (gene tasor2). The record is from RefSeq and is a predicted model, not a curated record. Gene Ontology annotation, biological process: negative regulation of gene expression, epigenetic. Gene Ontology annotation, cellular component: nucleoplasm. NCBI's taxonomy places the organism in Eukaryota, Metazoa, Chordata, Actinopteri, Cypriniformes, Cyprinidae. Bases 642 to 9602 code for a protein of 2986 amino acids. The transcript has 22 exons.
CUGGUAUCUACCCGUUAUCGAUAUAUAACCAUAUACAACCUCCCUUUGAUUUACUAAAUCGACAUUGAGAUAUAAAUCAGCGUAUAAUUUGCUUUGAACGGCGUCGUUUCCAUACGCCUGUUCUGGGCUGCGACCACUAGCGACGUCAAACGGAGCUACAUUCAGGACGCAAGAUGGACGCAAACUUCUGACUUUCUGUUUCUUUUUCGUUUCGCUUUUGGUCGCUCAAGCUACUCUCUAAUAGACACCGCGCCGUCCCUCGCGUAGGCAGCGUGCGCUGUCGAACGAAUUCGAAUCCCAGUCAGAAUUCGAAUUCCGUUAAAAACAGUCCUUCAGACCGAUUCGCUGGCAGUCGUUCUUUUUCACAGCCCAACCUUUGCUGUCUUUAUGUGGAUUCGCUUCCUGGUUGCAACACACAGUCACAGUACAAUUCAAGUCCUUCAAAACGCAGUUCAGCUUGAGAGACCAGUCGUCGAGUAUAAUAAUAUCCCUUACAGCUUGAAAUAAACACUUAAUGACUAUUUUACGGAGAAGGCGGUAUCUUUUUGUUCGUUUGAGUGGAAUGUCGUGAGCCGUCGAGGAUUAGAAGUAUCUAAUAUAUCGAGUGCAAAGCGAAAACCUGGGAUCUAUGCCUCGUCUUCAUGGAGAAUGAGAUUACUCGAUCAACAGAAGGUCUUCUGGAGCCUGUGCAUCCAGGCUCAGUAACCUUUAAUGAAAGCAUUCUUGCUCCACUUCAUAACAAUUAUUUGUAUGAGGAAUCAAAAGAAUGUUUCACGUACAACUCGGCCCAUUUGAUCAACAAUGGCGCUUUGCAAAAACGGUAUGCUGCCUUUCGAUCAGAGAAACGGGAAAAAGGAUAUUCUGAACAGGAACUUGAAGAGUCAUUUGGUUUCCUGUUGUUUGAUGAUGCAGACCGGGCAAAGACAAUUGGAGAAACAGGCUUGUUAGUUGGACGAGCAAAAUGCACUACUCUUGGAGACUCCUCGAAAGGUGUCUAUAUCUCAAAAUAUGCGGACUGCCUUGAUCUGAAGCGCUGGUAUGAUGGCAAGACUGGCUACAUAGUCCUCUUGAAGCUGACCAAGGGGAGAGUGAAAGAGGUUACAGACAACUACACCCAGAAUUUCACUUCUCCGACAGCCGGCUAUGACUGCCACAUAUCAGAUCAGCUUGGUGCUGUGUCUUCAACCACUAGCUCUUUCUUGGCCUAUGAGCGAACACAGUACUACAUUUAUGAACUCUGUGAUGGAAGCAGUGAAAUAGAAAAAUGUCCAAGACAUGCUUGUCCGUUUGCCAUUGUGGCAUUCUCAUAUGGGAAAAUGAGCACCACAUCAGAGUUGGAGCAAAAAAGUUUCUUUUCAAGCCAAGACAAAACAGUGUUUCUUUACCAACCAUGGAGUGGCCAAUUCAAGAUUGAAUCUGCUGUCUAUGAUGUUGGUCUUCAAUCUUCAAGUGGAGCCUGGUUUCCAGCAAAACUCCCAAAGACAGUUAAAAUUGACCAUGCAAUUGGUGUGUCUGAACUGAAGAGGACCUUGCCGCGUGAAAUCUUUGAAACUUGCAUUGUGGGCGAAGUUUGUAUAGGUGGCAGAUGUUUCAACUUGUAUGAUGUUGUCUCCUCUAAGGCGAAAAAUGACCUUGCUCAGAUAGCCCAAGAGCUGAAGCAAAAAGACAUGGCUCUUGUUAUCCCACUGGAAGAUUCUGGGUUCCUUAUACUGUUACACUCUUCGCACCUCUUCUCUUAUGAAGAUGCAAAGUCGGGUAAGGCAGCAGCACUUCAAGGCAUGUUUAUCUUCCCAGACUCAAGAACUGUCCCAAGAGAUGCCAAGACUGACCUGCAAAAUACUAAGGUAUCAACAGAAAUAAUGCAGGUUAUCCCAGCACUCAAUUAUGCAGAAACGGAGAUGGAAAAAAGCCUUCCAAACCAGCAGGGGCCCUCUCAAAUAUCUUUAGAGAAGCAUUUGCAAGACUAUGGGACUCUUUUUCACCCAGGACUAUUGGACGUUCCCACCAGGGAAGCCAGUAUGUUUCCAGAUCAAUAUGAUGUGCCUGGUGGUUUUACCCUAAUAUCACCUAAAUGGUCGAAGGAGGCUGGCACUCGAUUAAAAUCCUAUUUUGAUGAGCCUUGUGGCUUUACGAUUCCAGUAGGGAGGGCGCUGGAGCUACUCACCUCUGGUCGUCAACAGCGUGGUGAUGAUCACGACGACGAUGUCUAUUACUAUAUAUCAUCACCUGAGGAGGUGCCACAGACUGAAGUUGAGGUGACCAAACAAUCGGAGGCCAUCUGUAAUGCCUCUGACAGGACAGCUGAAACAGUUGAGAGACAAAAAGAUGAGCUCAAGCCUUCUUCCACAGAGCAGCCUCAAACUGCUUCGCCAGAAAGACUUGGAAAACUGGGAACAGCUGUAGUUACGGCAGCUGACAGUGUGUUGGAGUAUCCAACUUCCACAGUGUCACCCAAAUUGGGUGAUGUCCCAACAGAGAAUUGUGUAAGUAUUGAGAAUGAUGUUGAGAAAACAUCUCAAGGUAGUACUAAAGGAGAUGCUGGUGGAGACGGUGUAGAUUUAUCUACAAAAGAGACUCCCAUCCAAACUAGGAGUACAAGAUUAAUCAAAUCAACAGAAGAAGGUGCUACUGCUGCAAGCGGGGAGACAGAGGAUACUACACAUCCUGUAAAAACAAAGCCUGAUCCUGAUAAGAAAGUAAACCGGAGAUCCCUUUCAAGGCGUAGAGGUAGGAAGCGCAAAGGUCAUUGGAAAACCAUGCAGAUUAAAAAAGAAGUUCAAAAAAAGAUUGCUUUACCAACUCCAAGUUUGCCUGUCGUUUUGCCAGUGAAUUCUCCCGAAGAACCUAUGAAAGACCAGAUUAAGACUGAAACCGUGCUUGCCGAUGACACCAAUCCAAGACGCCAGUCAACUCGUAGAGGCAAGGGACGCAGGCAAAGGGGUGGGAAUCGAAAUCUGAGCAAAGCCAGACAAGCACAAGAACCUUUAAUAAGUGUGACAACUGAAACUAUAGAUGAUCAAAGUAUAAAAAAUGAGAUGAGUCCUUCAAAAAGAGAUUGGCGGUCUCUUCCAAGGCGUAAAAGAUUGUGGAAUACCGAUGUCAGUCUGAAACGUUCUUUGAGAUCAGAUGCUGUAAAGAACGAUGAGGAGACUACAGUGGAUGUACAGCACAAUGAAACAAAACAAAGCUUGUCUAGCACACCAAAGAGGAAGAUGGAGGGAUUAAAUUUGAGGGAACGAUAUGGUCUGAAGACCAUAAUCACAAACUGUGGUAGAGUCUUUGUCCCGCAUGGUUCAGAUGUUGACGCAGAAUCUGCAAAGAAGGAGAAAAUGCACGUUGAGAUGAGCAUUGACACAAAUGCGGAAACGAUUUCUCCUGUGGAGAACAAAUCCAAACAAUUAGUGGAAAGUACGGGAGAAUCUCCCUCGAUGGGUAAGGAAGAAUUGCCCUCUAAAAAUCCACUGGUCAAUGACGACGAAGACUCAGACAGCACUUCAAACGACAUGCCAAGUGCUCUCUUGUCAGCAUUAAGGAUAUUGAGAAAACUUCACAAUACCCAUCCAUCAGAAAGUGACAAAACGCAGGAUUUAUGUCCAGAAAAGUCUACACCAAAUGGGGCUGUAGGUGUCCAGCAAAAUAACAAAGAUCAUCCUGUUGCUGUUCAAGCAGAUGCAACUUCCAGUGUUCCCGGAGUUUCUGACCAAUCCGUACACAUGGAUCCAAAAGUAUCCUCUCCUGACAAAAUAAAAAAGAAAUCAAAACAUGAAGUGUACAGCGCAAUAUCUAUAAGCAAAUUAAAGACAGUGCUCAGAAGGGGAAAGAGGGUGAAAUCUCCUUCCCCUGGUGACAGUGCAAAAACUGAACCAGAUAACGCAGAGCCAGAGUCAAAAAAAGGGAAGUUGGCCACCAGCAUGGAUCCAAAGUGUGAUACUGCCAAUAAUGAGCUGAAAGACAAAGAAUCACAACCAGUAAAUGAUGAGGCACAGCCUAUGCCAAUGAAAAGUGUGGAGGUGACAAAACAACAUGUGUCAUGGAGAGGUCUUAUUCACAAGGCAUCAAAAGAAAAUGGGUCCCUCAAUUUUGACACAUCAGCACCUUUUGAAAUAGCUAAACACGCUGACCAGCAGCUCAUAUCUUCGCUUAUUGGGGAUAGGGUGGGAAAAAGAAGAAUUAGCACUGAUGGCAAAGCCAGUGCAGAGAGACUGGGCACGGGUGCAUCACUGCCCUCAGAUGCUUUGAGUUUACUGGCUGACUUGGCCCUUGGUGCGAGUAACGAUAAAAUGUUAACGAACUUAGAAGCCAAAGCUGGCCAGGAGGCCCUUGAUGGAGUGAAGGCCACCGGCUCCCCGGAGUCAGUCCUUCAUGCUCUUCUUCGUUAUCCAUCUGCCAGAUUUAAAUUACCUCCCAGGUCUCCUUUCCCAGAAGGUCUUUUAGUGACUGGGGAACUGAUUUUGGAAAUAUCAAAAGAGCAUUCUUACUCACAGCCCACCUCUCCGCUGUCAGGUUUGUCAGGUCCGUCUCCCAAGGUUUCUUCUCCUCCAUCUGGAAUUGUAGAAUCGCCUCUGUCAUUGAAAACUGGGCUUCAUUUGAACCUGCCCAAAGAUGCCGUGGCCUCGAGUCAACAAGAGGAAGGCGGAAAAGCAGAAUGGAAGCGUUUAAUUUCUCCAAAUAAGCAAUUGCCGGAGAUCCUCAAGACGAAACCAAGGAGAUCAAGAAUUUUACGUUACAGAAGCAUAAUCGAAAAGGAGGGAAAGAUUCAAGUGACAAGGAUUUGGAAAGAACCAUAUGAUUUUAAAUUUGACAGCAAGUUCACCAAUGACAGUAAAGACAAAACUGUCUCACGAGCACUUCAUGGGAAGUGGAACUUCAACAUUGAAGACACCUAUGAGGAUGUCCAUCUCAUUUUUCACAUGUGGAUUGGUCUUUUCUAUAGUAAACCCACCUCCAGGUUAUUUCACCUUGAAAACUGUAACGCGCUUCCAAAGGAGAAGGAGGUUGAAAUGGUUCAUUUGGACAUAAAUGCUAUUCAGAAUGCCGUGUCAUUGCUCAAUGUUGAUUUAAGCCAGAAAGCAGACUCUGCCAAGCCUGUGCAUGCUUCAUCAGAGGUUUUGGAUCUUUCUGUGAAAAAUGAUGAGCCUGCAAAUCUUCGAUCAGUCACAAAUCAGAGCAAAAGAAAAGACAGUGCAUCACAACCUGGUGAAACGUCAUCUCAUAAGAAGAAAACUGGACCAAGGUGUUCUGGGACAAGUCUCUCCUCAAAUCCGAAAGUUAGAACAUUGAUGAAUUAUAGAUCUGCUAUGGAUGUACCAGUGGAAAGUUCAGUGCCUGACAACGACAAUGACACUGAUGAUGAAAAUUACAUCACCACUGACUGCUCUUAUUCACAGCUCUUGGAAAAAAACAGUGCAUACAACCAGUUGUGUGAGAAAGCAUCAAAUAUGAGAAUAGGCGUUCGGAUACUUCAACCAAAGGUCAGAAAUGUUACAAAUAAUAAAGCGUCCACCAGCAUAACCACUUCUGGUCAGCAAAAAAUUGGUGUUUUCCAUCAAAUCCUUAGUCCUAUAAAACCAUCAGCAUUCUCAAAACCACAACGUCUGGUUUUGGGUAGGAAAAGUUUUGAUCUGGGUUUAAAGAAUGAAACUGGGCAUGUACUGCAUGCAGUACCGCAAAAGGGGAAUGUAUCUGACUGUGCAGAGAGUAAAAAGAUUUUUGAAGCAAAGAAAGAUGUGUGCCCAGAAGCUGUGGUUGAUGAAAAUGUUGACAAGACAUUAGAACUUAAAACUGGAGCAUCCAUUUUGGUCCAGGAGGAGAGUGUAUCUGUAGCUGAAGAGAGUAAAGUCAUGUCAGAAGAAGAUAGCCAGGAUGGAUGUCUGACGAUUAUGGAAGAUGGAAAUGUUGAAGAAGACAUGAGUUCUGAAACGCCUAGCCAAGAUCAGACUAAUACUGCAGAGCAUAAAGAGACUGCUCAUGCAAAAGAAGAUCUUAACCCUUUACUAGAUCUGACAGAUCACACAAACAUGGUGGAUGAGUCCAGAGACACUUCAUCCCAUGAGACUAAUGUUGAAGAGACUUCUAAUGCAACAGAAGAACCUAAACCUGACACAAGUCUGGAUGACCAUGUUGACGAGCUAAGUGAUAUUUCAUCAGAUGAAGCGAGAGUUGAAGAGCUUAAUGAGACUUCUAAUACAAAUGAAGAACUUAAGCUUGUGCCUGAUCUGAAAGAUCACACAAAUAUGGCUGAUGAGCUAAAAGAUGCUAUAUCAGAAGAGGCUAGCAUUGAAGAGUGUAAUGAGUUUUCUAAUGCAAAAGAAGAGCUUGAUCUGAAAGACCAAUCAUCCCAUGAGGUUGAUGCAUCAUUCCUUAAGUUUGAAGGUAAUAACACUAAAGAGCCUGUGGAAGAGAAAGAAGGUUAUACAAGUGAGGAAAUAAUGCAAGAAAAUGACUUUAACUCUAAGGAUGAGGCAAACCUGGUUGGCAGUGAUACUGAACAUGAGACAUCCACAGAAAUGGAGGACCAUCUAGAUGAUUUUGCUUUGGUUCUGGAGGAUGAUAUAAACAGUGUCGAUAUGGAAUUCAGUGACGAGGAUUCUGAAACCAAGGUACAGGUGGAAGUUUAUGAGCAAAACAGCUCCAAUGACAAAUCAUCUGCCUUCAUUGAUGAUGACCAUGACGAGAAGAUUCAAAAGAGUGAAAAACAACCUCAGACACUAGAGGAGGCAAACCUUGAAGAAGACACCCUUGAAGAAUCCAGCAAAGGUUCAUGCCCAGGUGAAGAUCAGCUCAUGUCUGUUCAAGAGAAACACACCGCAGCUGCUAAUAAUGAUACUUCUGAUGUAAUGCAUGAUGAGAGUGAAACCAGGACUGUUGAGCAGAGUAUAGUGGUCCAACAAGAAGCUCUUGAUGUUUGUCAGGAUGAGUCAAAACCAACAGAUACUGUUGAACACACCAAAAUAGAUAUUAGUCAUUUGGAAAAAGGUGACGAAAGAGAUUUAAGCCAACAAGAUGCAUCUGAAUUCACUGAUGAUGCACUUGUUAACGAGAAUGAAACACAAAGCCAAGGUUCUUGUAAAGAUCAAAUAAGCGAAACAUACCAAGACUGCCUGUCUCUGAAAAUUUGUGCAUCACCCCCAAAUACCACGACUGACUCCCAUAAUGAAGCAGUUGCUCCUCAAGCUUUGACAAUCAACAAACCCUCAGAAGUAGAUGUAAGCAGCAUGUGCUCUACUCCAACUCAAGAUGAAAUUUCAUGUUAUCCAGAAGUGAACAAAGCAUUCCGGGAAGAGGAUUUGAAUAAGGAACUGUACAACCCAGAAGAUACUGAUCACACUGACAUGAAGCCACCUAAAAGUCCAGUAAGCUCCCAACCCCAUGUUUUUACCCAAAAGCCAUUAUCUGACUUCAAAGGACAUCAUGAAGAAAUCCACAAUGAUGAACUAAGGUGGAAGAGGAAGAAAUACCCUGGAACAAUGGAUUUUAAAGAUAAAUCUGCAAUAACUACUGAGCAUUCACCCAGUGAGGACUCUCUUCCGUUAAAGCACAAACUCUAUCCUGCCUCUCAACAAAAAGACGACGAGACCUGUAAUUUCAUAGAGGGUGCAUCUCAAAAUGAUUCUGAACUCUAUUACGGAGACGAUUCGCAUGGAUAUUACCAUAGAUCUGAUGAAAAUAUACAGUGGCAUGAUUACCAAACAGAGGAACCUGUUGACGACCAAUUGUACCAUUGCGAAAACGACUCGGGUGGGAACAAUGAUCAACCUGGUUGUUCUAAGCACAUCACAUCUGAAUGGGAGUAUUCGUACAAGCACAAAAAGCGUGCACAGGAAGAGACAGAUGACUAUUGUUGGGGAGAAAAGAAUUAUAAAUCAGACCCUUUCAAGUACCCAAUAAAGGUUACUUGUACUGCAGACUAUGAGACGGAAAUAGGCCGAAGUUCAAAAAAGAAGUCUAGAAAAAGGAAAUUCCAUGGUGCCUUCUGUCAAAAUGCUGAGUGGGACGAUGAAGACUUUUCCGAGAGCAGGCUAAAAACGUCAUACUUUGAAACUUAUCAGACAAAGCCAACUAGGUCAGUCAUAGUUAGUUCCCUUCCACAUGAUAAGCCAAGCAAGCAGCACUUUGACUGGCGCAGGUAUUUCAGAAGGGAGGUGACUUGCAGUCAAUUAUUAGAUGCGAGUGAGAGGGAUAACAAAUUCGACAUUCCACCCUCAUCCAUUGUCACCAUUUUGGACAGGAAAGGAAACCGUGUUACGUUCAAUAACUCUCCUACUAUGAAACCAUCUUUCGAUGGAAGUAGUUUGACUGAAGGUCUUGAGGACUCUUUUAAUGACUGGCAGGAACAGCAAAGCAAGGCUGAUGUGACCCGGUCUGCAAUUGAUCUUGAGUACCUAAUCUUCUCUGAAAAUAUUACUCGGGUUCUCAAAGAAACUAAGAACUCUGUCAGUACCACAUCACACUGUAGGUCAAAUCCUGACCCGGCUUUGUGUCCAAUGACUGUUCGGUUUUCAAAUCUCAGUGAAGUGGACAGCUCUGUUGAACUUAGUAAAGCACAGUCAUCACUUACUGAUUUUAAGAUUAAAGUGGACAUGUCUGACAGGAAAGAGAAAAACCGUCAACCACAUCUCCAAAGGCUUUUCUGUGAAAAAGGCAGUGAGGUUGAGUUCUCUGGGAUAUCAGAAAUAACCGAGCAAUGCGCUGUUGCGUACAAGUCCAUGAUGAACGAUGUCUGCAGUGGGAAGACUCUGCCUCGUCCAACUGAGACAAGAAAGAGGAAGUUUGGUCGAAAGAGCAUUGGCUGUCAUCCUGGACUCCGUGGGCGCAUCAAGAAAGAUGUUUUCGACAGUCCUCAUGACAAUCUGAAGACUAUUGUGAGACAAGCGUCUAAGACUAAGUACAGGUUCUAUAUCCUUGUCACAUCAACAGAUACCUUCUUUGAGGAAACCAAGAACCUUUUGGAGAUUGAGGGCCAUAUACCGGUUAAACCAGACGAGUUUGACCUCAAUGGUGAUGAUCAAUCUCCUCUGCUCAUUGUACUGAGGAAUGAGGACAUUGCAGAUCACAUAUGUGAGGUACCUCAUUUGCUGGAGUUAAAGAAGUCGCCCAGCGUCGUGUUUGCUGGCAUCGACCGACCUGAUGAUGUGGUGAACCUCACUCACCAAGAGCUGUUUGCUAAGGGAGGUUUUAUAGUAUGUGAUGAAUUGGCUCUCGACACACUCACUCUAGAUGACAUGAAGAAAGUUGUUGGCAUCCUGGAGGAGUUAGACAAGCAAGGGAAAUGGAAAUGGUUUCUGCACUACAGAGACAGUCGCAGACUUCGGGAGAAUGCAAGGUCCAGUCCUGAAGCAAGUAAGAAACAGCAGUUUAUCGAUUGCUGUCAGAAAGCUGGCGUAAUCGAGGUCUUGCCGUAUCAUGACUGUGAUGUCAUGUCACGGGAACGACCCGACUACCUCUUCUGUUUGACUCGACUCCAGAUUCAAAACGCCUCUGUUAGGUUUCCUGUGUUCAUUACAGACACCCCAACUGAAUCUUUUGGAACAAACGGAAUUUUAACAAUGAACAUUUACACAUUCUCACGGAUUCUUUCAAAUGAUACUUGUUCUGUGUCAUAAAUUGGUGUUUUUUUUUUUUUUUUUUUUUUUUUUUUAAUUCAAAAUCCAAUAUCUUACCAUUGGUAAGUUCAACUGUGUUCAUAGAAAUAAUUUAUUGUUUAUCGUAAACGUUUAUCUAUAUUACUCACAUGUUAAUUGCUCACCGUUUAUAAGCUUUCCAUUGAGAGCUUUACCGUCUAUAACACAAUGAAAAUGUACAAAUUUAGGUCAUGAAAACGUUUUAGUAUGUUUUAACCUGACGUUGUUUUUUUAUAGAUGAAAUUUGACUGAAACUCUAAUAAAAGAGCAGAUUUAA